Molecule: messenger RNA, 2311 nt
Organism: Gambusia affinis (western mosquitofish)
Lineage: Eukaryota; Metazoa; Chordata; Actinopteri; Cyprinodontiformes; Poeciliidae
Gene: actr1b
Product: actin related protein 1B
Exons: 11
Coding region: 302-1432 (376 amino acids)
Source: RefSeq, a predicted model, not a curated record
AACACUAGAUUCCACUGGUUCAUAAAAGCCACUGCUCCCGCUGAUGGACAGCCGUCAAAUUAAGCAUUAUUAUUGGCUACAUUUGCUGUCAGUCAAUAGCUUUCCCCAACCUGAUUGGCUGUCUUCACGGUCAGUCACGCGGACGCUGUGGUGUUGCGUUUGUUGUUGUGGGGAGGCAGCAGGCAGAAGCAGCGACGGACUGCACAGUGACAGGGCGUUAUUUUUUACAUGCUUACAACACUAAACGAAGACGCUGACACUCGCGGAUCGCUAGGAACGUGUCUGAAAAACCCUGUCCGUCAUGGAGUCCUAUGACAUUUUAGCUAACCAGCCGGUGGUUAUUGAUAAUGGCUCGGGGGUCAUAAAGGCUGGUUUUGCUGGUGACCAGAUCCCCAAAUACUGCUUCCCUAACUAUGUGGGACGCCCCAAGCAUGUGCGCGUGAUGGCUGGAGCCUUGGAGGGGGAUCUGUUCAUCGGACCCAAGGCAGAGGAGCACAGGGGCUUGCUGUCGGUGCGCUACCCGAUGGAGCAUGGGAUAGUGAACGACUGGAACGACAUGGAGAGGAUCUGGCAGUACGUUUACUCCAAGGAGCAGCUGCAGACCUUCUCAGAGGAGCAUCCUGUGCUGCUGACUGAGGCGCCGCUUAACCCCAGUAAGAACAGAGAGAAGGCCGCAGAGAUCUUCUUUGAGACCUUCAACGUUCCUGCUCUCUUCAUCUCAAUGCAGGCCGUGUUGAGCUUAUAUGCCACCGGCCGCACCACUGGGGUGGUGUUGGACUCUGGUGACGGUGUGACCCAUGUGGUGCCCAUCUACGAGGGCUUUGCCAUCCCACACUCCAUCAUGCGUGUGGACAUCGCCGGCAGAGACGUCUCCCGAUACCUCCGCCUGCUGCUGCGCAAGGAAGGCUACAACUUCAACACAUCAGCUGAGUUCGAGGUGGUGCGCACCGUCAAAGAGAGAGCCUGCUACCUCUCCCUGAACCCUCAGAAGGAUGAGACUCUGGAAACGGAGAAGGCUCAAUAUGUCCUUCCUGAUGGAAGCACUUUAAAUAUCGGACCGGCCAGAUUCCGUGCCCCAGAGCUGCUGUUCAGACCCGACCUGAUCGGAGACGAGAGCUCGGGAAUCCACGAGGUCCUGGCCUACGCCAUCCAGAAGUCUGACAUGGACCUGCGGCGCACGCUCUUUUCCACCAUCGUACUAUGCGGCGGGUCAACACUGAUCAAAGGGUUUGGAGAGAGGCUACUAACUGAGGUCAAAAAGCUCGCACCAAAAGACGUGAAGAUCAAGAUCUCCGCUCCCCAGGAACGGCUGUACUCCACAUGGAUCGGCGGCUCCAUCUUGGCGUCGUUGGACACCUUUAAGAAGAUGUGGGUGUCCAAGCGGGAAUAUGAAGAAGACAGGGCGCGUGCCAUCCACAGGAAGACCUUCUAGAUUUGGAUCGGCGCCACGCGUACGCCAGCCCCUUCCCAUCAGAACUGCCCUCAGAACCCCUCCCUGCCCACAUUCCCCCCCCCCAGUCACCCUGCAGCUGAACAUCCCCUGACAUCCUGCAGCAAUUUGUCCAUCGUCCUUUCUGAACCUUCGCCCCACAUCUGAACCACUGCGGGUCCCCAGAAUCAAGGCUUUUGUGUAUGCUGGGGGCCCCAUGUUGACCCCAGGGUUGCUCCUGCUGUUGGGUGGCGGUGGCAGCACCCUCCACACUUACCAAACAGUCACACCCAGAGGGCCGUCAGGGACCCUCAAAGGACACCUCAGAGGGCGGAGGGGUCAACACUGUGGACUCCUGUUGCUGAGUUUCCAUUGAAGUAUUGGGCUGCUCUCUUGCCUCUGCACCCUGUGAGGUGUAAGAUAUCAUCAAAUCUAAAUCAACCUAAAUAUUAUUUACUGUUGAAGUUUCCAUUCCAGACCGAAGUUUAGAUUUUUUUUUUAUUUUUAAUUUUUUUUUUUUGUCUGUUUGUUUAGAAUUUUUCUCUCUGACAGUUAGCUUUUAAACAGCAAACAUCUGAAAUACUGCAGCAGCGCUUUAUCAUUUUAUAUAUAUAUACAGUUGUAGUCAGUUAAAGAUCGCCACUGUAUUAUAGAUCAGAACUACAGUCCAAAUGACUUGUUUCUGUCAUAAUGACAUGUUUCUGUUUAUGGAAAGGUUCUUCUUAUCCGAGCUGACGGAUUAAAAACUUGUGGGAAAUGCCUUGAUUUAUUUAUUGCUUGUUGUUUUUUUAGAACCCGAUUGAAAAGGUGUUUUCAGCCUGAGUGUCACAUUCAGGGCUGUUCUGUUUUCUGCUAACUUGAAGAAGCUGGUUUUUGUGGCUA